This is a messenger RNA of Dromiciops gliroides (monito del monte), 4925 nucleotides long. It is a transcript of the gene LIMK1, whose product is annotated as LIM domain kinase 1. Gene Ontology annotation, molecular function: protein binding; protein serine/threonine kinase activity; ATP binding. Bases 93 to 2060 code for a protein of 655 amino acids. NCBI's taxonomy places the organism in Eukaryota, Metazoa, Chordata, Mammalia, Microbiotheria, Microbiotheriidae. The record is from RefSeq and is a predicted model, not a curated record. Gene Ontology annotation, cellular component: nucleus; cytoplasm; neuron projection. The transcript is spliced from 16 exons. Gene Ontology annotation, biological process: positive regulation of stress fiber assembly; protein phosphorylation; actin cytoskeleton organization.
CCGAGCCCCCGGCCCGGCCCGGGGCUGGUGGCGGCGGCGCUGGGCGCCCGGCCCGGCCCGGCCCCGGCCCCGGCCCCGGCCCCGCCGAAUGCAUGAGGUUGAUGCUCCUCUGCUGCACCUGGAGGGAAGAACGUAUGGGAGAGGAAGAAGGAAGUGACCUGCCCGUGUGUUCAAGCUGUGGCCAGAGCAUCUAUGAUGGGCAGUACCUCCAGGCCCUGAAUGCUGACUGGCAUUCCGACUGCUUCAGGUGCUGUGAAUGUGGCGCCUCCCUCUCCCACCAGUACUAUGAGAAGGAUGGGCAGCUCUACUGUAAGAAGGACUAUUGGGCCCGCUACGGCGAGUCGUGCCAUGGGUGCUCUGAGCAAAUCACCAAAGGGCUGGUCAUGGUGGCAGGGGACCAGAAGUAUCAUCCCGAAUGCUUCAUCUGCCUCACGUGUGGGGCCUUCAUUGGUGAUGGGGACACCUAUGCCCUGGUGGAACGAUCCAAGCUCUACUGUGGGCAUUGCUAUUACCAAAUGGUGGUGACUCCGGUCAUCGAGCAAAUCCUGCCCGACUCACCAGGGUCCCGCCUCCCACAUACAGUCACCUUGGUGUCAAUCCCGGCCUCCGCCGAUGGCAAACGAGGCCUCUCUGUGUCCAUCGACCCGCCGUAUGGCCAGCAGGGCUGUGGCUCUGAUCAUGCCCACACUGUUCGAGUUCGAGGAGUGGACCCAGAUUGUAUCAGUCCCGAUAUGAAGAACUCCAUCCACAUUGGAGACAGGAUCCUAGAAAUCAAUGGUACUCCCAUCCGGGACGUCCCCUUAGAUGAGAUCGACCUGCUGAUCCAGGAGACCAGCCGCCUGCUCCAGCUGACCAUUGAGCAUGACCCCCAUGACGUCCUGUUCCACGGCGCAGCCCCGGAGGCCAGCCCUCUGGCAGAUCUGCGAAGCCCACUGUGUUCCCCAGCCCGAACCCCCAACACAGAAGCGGGGGGGCCUGUCCGGCAGAAGCCUGUCCUGAGGAGCUGCAGCAUUGACAAAUCGCCCUGUGGCAGCUCCCUGGGCUCGCCAGCCUCCCAGCGGAAGGACCUGGGCCGCUCCGAAUCCCUCCGAAUCGUCUCUCGGACCCACCGCAUCUUCCGGCCCUCCGACCUCAUUCAUGGCGAAGUUCUGGGCAAGGGCUGCUUUGGACAGGCCAUCAAGGUGACUCACCGGGAGACCGGCGAGGUGAUGGUAAUGAAGGAGCUCAUCCGCUUUGACGAGGAGACGCAGAGGACGUUUCUCAAAGAGGUGAAGGUGAUGCGGUGCCUGGAGCAUCCCAAUGUGCUCAAGUUCAUCGGGGUGCUCUACAAAGACAAGAGACUGAACUUCAUCACGGAGUACAUCAAGGGCGGCACCCUCCGGGGAAUCAUCAAGAGCAUGGACAGCCAGUACCCAUGGAGCCAGAGGGUCAGCUUUGCCAAGGACAUUGCCUCUGGAAUGGCCUAUCUGCAUUCCAUGAACAUCAUCCACAGAGACCUAAAUUCUCACAACUGCCUGGUGCGAGAGAACAAAAAUGUUGUCGUGGCCGACUUUGGGCUGGCGCGGCUCAUGGUGGAUGAGAAGAACCCGCCAGACCAGCUGCCGAGUCUGAAGAAGCCGGACAGGAAGAAGCGCUACACCGUGGUGGGGAACCCUUAUUGGAUGGCCCCCGAGAUGAUCAACGGGCACAGCUACGACGAGAAGGUGGAUGUCUUUUCCUUCGGCAUUGUCCUCUGCGAGAUCAUUGGCCGGGUGAACGCUGACCCCGACUACCUUCCCCGCACGAUGGACUUCGGCCUCAACGUGCGUGGAUUCCUGGAUCGAUACUGUCCCCCCAACUGUCCACCGAGCUUCUUCCCCAUCACCGUCCGCUGCUGUGACCUCGACCCCGAGAAGAGGCCAUCUUUUGUGAAGCUGGAACAGUGGCUUGAGACCCUCCGCAUGCACUUGGACAUCCAUCUCCCCCUGGGACCACAGCUGGAGCAGCUGGAGAAAGGCUUCUGGGAGACCCACAGGCGGGGCGAGAGCGGGCUGCCCAUGCACCCUGAGGUCCCCGACUGAGCCUGCCUGGACGACCCGCCCUCCCGGCCCUGGCCCCGCACAGGAGUCAGUCCCCGUCUCAGAUAGCAUCAGCAUCUGCUCACAUUGACAGAGCAGGAGGGAGGGGAAGGGAAAGCCCUCCCCCGCCCCAUCCACAGCCCCCCCCCCCAUCCCCCUCCUGGGAACCAUCUGAGCCCCCCUCCAGUGCACAGGCAUCAUCUCCUUCCCACAGCUCGCCACACCCUAGGGUCUGGCCCUAACUCAGGAGCUGUCCUUCCUUAGAGGAGGCUAAGCCAGGUUUGCAACUCAGGAUCUCCUGGGGCUUGGGGACAUGGGCAGGGGGGCGAUGGGGCACCCUUCCCCCCUGCCCCGAGACCCCACCCCAUGAAGCCUGGGGGGAGGGAGGGGGCAGAGAGAGAAUGUGUCUAGAAAGUCGCCAUUGGUGACCAGCUUCACAUUUCAGCAAUCAUACCCCCUCCCCCAUCUUUCCCCCCACCCACCAAUCCCUGCCACCCAACCUUUCACUUCUGUCCUUUACCAAGGUUACCUCCCACAGUCUCUUCUGUCCUGUCCUCACCCUCACUGUGACUGUCCUUGGCUUCUAGUAGUGGCUGCUCUCCCCCUAGCCUUGUCCAUAGCUCACUUGCUCCCGCCCCUCGUCUCUGGGAUCAGCCCAAAGCGUGGCCCUCGCUGGCACCUUGGUCCAGGUGAUGCUUCUGUUGCCAUCCUUUGUUCUCACUAGCUUUGGCCCUGCAUGAGCUCAAACCAUCAUCGUGAGCCACCCCCCCCCCAUACUGCCAACCCCCAAGUUGUGAUCCUGGGACACAUCUUUCUAUUCCUCUCCCCCUCCCACUUGUGGUGGUGAUAGGCCACAAGGCGGGGCCUGGGAAAGGAAGAGAAGCUGCCCCCUCCACUCCUUGAUGGGAGGAACGAAGGAGGGGCUGCCCCGUCCCUGGAGGGAGAGCCAAGGGACCAUCACUGGUACUUCUAGCAUCCCUCGCAUGUUCUGUCUUAGCUGAGUGGUGCCUUGGGUGUGAGGGGAUCCGUACCAGAAGGGAAUGAAGAGGCAGAGAGGCACAAAACCCUGAGGUUAUCAUUCUUGUCUUCAUUUUUUUGUUUUUCAAAUAUAGAACUUCCGGGAAUCGCUCAUAAGGUUUUAUAGGGCGUUGCUCCAAAUGUGUGUUCCCUAAGAUUGGCUUUUUCGGGAUGUCUUCUCUCCCAUCCCCCCUGCUGUUGAAAGUUUGUCCUUGUUUCAGGGAAUACGUAAGGGGUGGGGUGUGUGUGUGUGUGUGUGUGUGUGUGUGUGUGUGUGUGUGUGUGUGUGUGUGUGUGUGUGUGUGAGUUGUAAACAGACAUAAAGGUCUGCUGUCCAGUUGCACACGCCUCGAGAUGGAAAUGCACAUGUAGAUUGUCUCAAAAUUCAACCUCAUCUAAUAUCUGCAUGGUGCUCACGACCUUUCAAAGCCCUUUCUUUCACAUUCAUUCACUCAUUUGAGCCGCACAACAACUUUGUUGUCUAGACACAUUAGGCAUUAAUUAUCAUCCCCACUGUCUAGAGCCGGGGUCCAAGCCCCAGGUGGGUGAAAUCACUUGCUGAUGGUCACACCUGGGGCGCAGGGACUAGAGCCAUAUUGAAGAAUAGGUCCAAACUAGGAGGGGCCUCAGAAAUCAUAUCAUCUCAUGCCCUUCACAGAUCGGAAAAGAGUGUCAGGAGCAGAGUGGAGUUCUCUCAGCGAUGGCACGCUGGCACCUCUGGACAGAGAGGAGACUCUAGUUGGAGUCAAUGGCCAAGCCAGGAUUAGAACCCAGCCUCUGUGUGUGUGUGUGUGUGUCUAUGUCUGUGUGUGCGUGCACACGCAUGCAUGUGGGUGUGAGCGUGGGUGGUGGUCACCUUGCUUGAACACUAGGGGAACCAGGUUGAUAGCUCAAUGGAGCCAGGCCCAGGGCAGCAGGAGAGAGAGGCUAAACUGAUCAGAGAAAGCCAGUCCUGUGCCUGGGAAGCCCCAACAUUGACCCGUUCCUGUCAUGCCUGAAGUCGUGGAGGUGGGAGCUAAAGCCCCCAGGAGCCCAGCUUGGGAGCCUGGCUCUGCUUCGCUGCCUUCCUCCCUCAUCCCAGAGGUUAUUUGGGAAGCCCGGGCAAGGGAAUGCCCUUGUCCCUAGCACAGAGAAAGGGUCCCCUUCCUCUCUGUCAGUAGGUACUGAUCCUUGGGGGGAAAAAACCCUUUAGCUAGAGUAUCCCCCUCCCCUUAUUUUCUUUUCGUUGAAACCACAUCAGAAGUCACUAAAUCCCUCUGUGUCUGUCUCAGCACAGCCCUGCUAGCUGCUUAAAUAGGAGUGCCCAUGGGGCUCUGGGAAGCCAGCGGUGGCACAGUCUCUCAAUUUGUACCCCAAAUAGAGCUGGGAGAGGCUGGGGGUGACAAGAUAGGGAUGGGCUGGGGAAGGGAGACAGCGAGUGUCUGCCGGCAUCUUCCCCAGACCUUCAUCUCAGCCUCCUGGCCCCAUCCUCAAGGAUGGACCAAAGGGAGGUGGAGGAGCAAGGGGAUCUUCAUGCUACUGUUUACCCAGGUUCUUUUGUGUAAUAUAUUUUUUAAAAAGAGUUUGUAUUAUUUUUUCAUACAGGGGCUGUAGGGGUGGGAGGGAAUUGGGGGGUGUUGUUUUGAGGGGAGAAGGGGUAUCUUUCUUUUGUUUGGGGACCAUUUUUUUUUCCCACUCUGCCUCAGUUGAGCUUACAGGAAAGUAUUAAAACUGUGACGCAUUUCUCAGUGCACUUUGGCCUGGAAGGAAAAAAAAAAAAAACUAGAAAUGGGAUAUUUCUUUAAGGAGGUGGGAAGUGCGCCCUCCAGACCUGUGAUAACACACAAUAAAAUCCAUACUUUCCACCCACCA